Arabidopsis thaliana (thale cress) is the source of this 1704-nucleotide messenger RNA. It is a transcript of the gene GOX3, whose product is annotated as Aldolase-type TIM barrel family protein. The record is from RefSeq and is marked reviewed. The coding region runs from base 52 to 996 and encodes 314 amino acids. Gene Ontology annotation, biological process: oxidative photosynthetic carbon pathway; hydrogen peroxide biosynthetic process; defense response to bacterium. Lineage: Eukaryota; Viridiplantae; Streptophyta; Magnoliopsida; Brassicales; Brassicaceae. Gene Ontology annotation, cellular component: peroxisome. The transcript has 11 exons. Gene Ontology annotation, molecular function: oxidoreductase activity; alcohol oxidase activity; FMN binding.
CCAAGUCUCUCUAGGCCUCUAGGAAUUUUUUUGAGUGUUGAGUAAAUAAAAAUGGAGAUAACAAACGUGAUGGAAUAUGAGAAGAUCGCAAAGGAGAAAUUACCAAAGAUGGUUUAUGAUUACUAUGCAUCUGGUGCUGAAGAUCAAUGGACUCUUCAAGAGAAUCGAAACGCUUUCUCUAGGAUUCUAUUUAGGCCUCGGAUUCUUAUCGAUGUAAGCAAGAUUGAUGUGAGCACAACGGUUUUAGGGUUUAAUAUUUCUAUGCCAAUUAUGAUUGCUCCUACUGCAAUGCAGAAAAUGGCUCAUCCUGAUGGCGAGCUUGCAACCGCGAGAGCUACUUCUGCUGCUGGAACAAUCAUGACUUUAUCUUCAUGGGCUACUUGUAGUGUUGAGGAAGUUGCUUCAACCGGACCAGGGAUUCGUUUUUUCCAACUUUAUGUUUAUAAGGAUAGAAAUGUGGUUAUACAGCUUGUGAAACGAGCUGAAGAAGCUGGAUUCAAAGCUAUUGCUCUUACUGUAGAUACUCCAAGGCUUGGACGCAGAGAAUCUGACAUCAAAAACAGAUUCGCGCUUCCUCGAGGUCUAACGUUGAAGAACUUCGAAGGGUUGGAUCUUGGGAAAAUAGACAAGACGAAUGACUCAGGGCUAGCUUCAUAUGUUGCUGGUCAAGUUGAUCAAUCACUUAGCUGGAAGGAUAUAAAAUGGCUCCAAUCUAUCACAAGCUUGCCAAUUCUUGUCAAGGGUGUUAUUACAGCUGAGGAUGCAAGAAUUGCUGUUGAAUAUGGAGCUGCAGGGAUAAUAGUCUCUAACCACGGAGCUCGUCAGCUAGAUUAUGUUCCUGCAACUAUAGUGGCCUUAGAAGAGGUGGUUAAAGCCGUGGAGGGUCGGAUUCCGGUUUUUCUUGACGGUGGGGUUCGCCGUGGAACCGAUGUCUUUAAGGCAUUGGCUCUUGGCGCUUCAGGUGUCUUUGUAAGUUCAUUCAUCAUAUACACUUAGCUCUUGUCAUUUCCCCUGUUUUCUCUCACGGUUUUCAAAUCGCUCCUUUCAUUUUCAGUUUCAUUGCAAUAACCUUGAUUAUCUCUUCUUGAUUUUUACAAAUUGUUAACAUUUUGCACCAAACUUCUAAAUUUUCAAAACAAACCCAAAUAUAUCCUCUGUUUUAUUAAGUUGUUUUUAAUUUGUCGAAAUGAAGCCAAACAAUGAAACAAAUGUGUGUCCCGUUGCUGCAUAUGAGUAUUAUCACUGAUCAUAUAAAUAUCCAAAGGACAUGUGAUUAAUUACUUGUUCCGUUAGGUCGGGAGGCCGAGCUUGUUCUCGCUUGCAGCGGAUGGAGAAGCGGGAGUUAGGAAGAUGCUACAAAUGCUAAGAGACGAGUUUGAGCUUACAAUGGCACUAAGUGGUUGCCGUUCACUGAGAGAGAUCAGCCGAACCCACAUCAAGACUGAUUGGGACACUCCUCAUUACCUCUCGGCCAAGCUGUAGGGAAUCUUAUUCACUUCUUCAAUUUAAGAGUCACCACUCAUCAGAGAGAUGAAAAGAUAGAUGGAUGUUUGAAUUUGUGAUCCAAUAAAGUAUUCCCAUCCAACUAUAUAAUCGAAUACUUUCGUUUUGUAGAUGUAGUUAAAUGGUAACAAUAUAUUAAUCUUUUAUAUGUGGGAAUAAUGUGAGAUUUUUACUCAAAACAUUUCUGUUACAAAAAAUAGU